AUGUUAAUUUGUUUUUUUCUACUAUUAAGCUCUAAUUCCUUAAGUAAAUUUACAAGAAUUAUAGGUGGGAAUGAUGCUGAUUUAGAAAAGUAUCCGUACAUGGUAUCUAUAAGGACAGUUAAUGGUGAAGGUCAUUAUUGCGGUGGUACAAUCAUUUCUAAUCGUCAUAUUAUAUCGGCAGCUCAUUGUUUUGAUAAAUAUCAUCAUUCCGAACUCAAAGUUUUUACGGGUAGUAUUUUAUCAACUUCUGAUAAACCUAAUUAUAGAAUCCUAGACGUUAAUAUUCAUCCUAAAUAUACUGGCAUAAUAUCAAGAUUAAGUACUUUAUACAAUGACAUUGCUGUUGCAACGGUUGAUCGAUGCAUUGAAUUUAAUCAAUUUCAAAAUAAAAUAAACUUCCCGAGCAAAAAUAUCGAGAAUGAAGCAAAUGGUAAAAUUAUAGGUUGGGGAAUGACGCACUAUCCAGGUAAAAUUUCUGAAAUACUUCAAGAAGCGUCUGUAUCAAUUCUUAAUAACACUGAGUGUGCUAAGUUUGUUCCACUUGCCAUUCAUGACGGACAAAUUUGCGCCUUUCAAAGUGUAGGAGUAGGUACAUGCGUAGGCGAUAGUGGUGGUCCAUUAGUUAGUAGUAAUGGAGAAUUCGUCGGAAUUGGUUCAUUUAUGAAUUUGUGCGCUUUGGGUGAACCGGAUAUUUUCAUUAGGGUCUAUUACUUUAUUGAAUUUAUUAAAGACGUUAUGUCUGCUACAUAUUUCCCAUCUUGCUCUAUUUCCUAAGAUGCAAUAUCAGAAGCAUAAUUUAAAUUAAUACAAUUUGUUAUAUGUUCUUCCUUUUAAAAU
This is a messenger RNA of Ceratosolen solmsi marchali, 837 nucleotides long. RefSeq names its product chymotrypsin-2-like. Gene Ontology annotation, biological process: proteolysis. The record is from RefSeq and is a predicted model, not a curated record. The transcript is spliced from 5 exons. Gene Ontology annotation, molecular function: serine-type endopeptidase activity. Lineage: Eukaryota; Metazoa; Arthropoda; Insecta; Hymenoptera; Agaonidae. The coding region runs from base 1 to 774 and encodes 257 amino acids.